Microtus ochrogaster (prairie vole) is the source of this 2961-nucleotide messenger RNA. RefSeq lists its product as uncharacterized. Lineage: Eukaryota; Metazoa; Chordata; Mammalia; Rodentia; Cricetidae. The record is from RefSeq and is a predicted model, not a curated record.
AUGGGGAACAGCGCCUGCAGCCCACGCCUCCACGACAGCUGCCGAGUACACCCUGUCUGCCCGAACGAGAUUGAUGCGGCUUUUCCCUUGACCCGCCCUAAUUGGGACUUUACCACGGACGCAGGUAGGGGACACCUAUGUCUUUACCGCCAGUUGCUCAUAGUGGGUCUCCAAGGGACAGCACACCGCCCCACUAAUUUGUCUCAGGUAAAGCAAGUGAUACAAGGGAAUGAGGAGACACCCUCAGCAUUUUUAGAGAGGCUUAAGAAAGCAUAUAGAAUGUAUACCCCUUAUGAUCCUGAGGAGCCUGGACAGGCCACUAGCAUUUCUAUAUCCUUCGUAUGGCAGUCAGCCCCAGAUAUCAGAAAGAAACUUGAGCAGCUUGAUAAUCUUAAAGAGAGUUCACUCCAGGGUUUGCUGAAGGAAGCAGAGCGGAUUUUCAAUAAGCAAGAAACUCAGGAGGAAAGAGACGAGAGGCUUAGAAAGGAGGCCAAGAAAAGAGAAAACAGGAGGGAUCGCAAGAGAAACAAGGAAAUUAGUAAAUUGCUGGCCACCGUAGUUUCAGGACAGAGACAGGAUAGGCAGGGAAAAGACCGAAGAGGCCCCCGAGUGGACAAAGACCAACGUGCCUACUGCAAAGAAAAAGGACAUUGGAUUAAAAAUUGUCCUAAGAGACCGAGGGGACCAAGGAAGCCAGAACCCCAGGGUUCCUUGCUGACCUUGGAGGACUAGGGAAGUCGGGGUCAAGACCCCCCCCCUGAGCCCAGGAUAACCCAUGAUGUUGGGGGGCAACCCGUCACCUUUCUGGUAGACACCGGGGCCCAACAUUCGGUGCUAACCCAUGCCCCGGGACCCUUAAAUGAUAAAUCAGCCUGGGUCCAGGGGGCCACUGGAGGAAGAAGAUACCGAUGGACGACGGACCGAAAAGUACAGCUGGCAACCGGUAAGGUGACUCACACCUUCUUGCAUGUUCCUGACUGCCCGUACCCCUUACUAGGGAGAGACUUGCUCACCAAACUGUGGGCACAGAUAUAUUUUGAGGGGACGGGGGCAUGCAUUACUGGGCCCCAAGGUCAACCUUUACAUGUGUCAACUCUUAAUCUAGAAGAUGAAUACAGACUGUAUGAGCAUGAAAAAACCCAAAAUCUGAUGAUGACCUACUGGUUGGAGAAAUUCCCAUAUGCAUGGGCAGAGACAGGGGAUAUGGAACUGGCCAUGCAGCAGGCACCGCUAAUGAUCCCACUGAAGGCCACGGCAACUCCUAUAUCAAUCAAGCAGUACCCUAUGUCCCAUGAGGCCUACCAAGGAAUUCGUCCCCAUAUGAGAUUAUUGGACCAGGGGAUAUUGGUUCCCUGCCAGUCUCCCUGGAACACUCCCCUCCUCCCAAAAAAAAAAAAGCCAGGGACGGGGGAUUACCACCCAGUGCAAGACCUAAGGGAAGUCAAUAAGUGGGUUUACAACCUCUUAUUGGCAGCCACCUCAGAGGAGGACUGCAGGAAAGGCACCAAAGCUCUCUUGCAAACCCUGGGGAGCCUAGGAUAUCGGGCAUCUGCAAAGAAGGCUCAAAUCUGUCAAAGGCAAGUUACCUACUUGGGCUACCAAAUAAGAGAUGGGCAGAGACGGCUGACUGAGGCCUGCAAACAGACAAUUAUGAGUAUUCCCGUCCCCCAGAGCCCCCGACAGCUGCGGGAAUUCCUGGGGAUGGCAGGAUUCUGUCGCCUCUGGAUCCCAGGUUUUGCAGAAAUGGCAGCACCCCUGUAUCCACUCACUAAACAAGGGACCCUCUUCACCUGGGGAGAGGCCCAACAAAAGGCCUACAAAAACAUCAAAGAGGCCCUGCUGAUCUCUCCCGCCUUGGGCCUCCCUGAUUUGACUAAGCCCUUUGAACUGAUGGCAGGGUUAUGCCAAGGUUAUGCCAAGGGGGUCUUGACCCAGAGGCUGGGCCCCUGGAGGCACCCCGUGGCAUAUCUCUCAAAGAAGCUCGACCCGGUGGUCGGAUGGCCCCCUUGUCUGAGGAUGGUAGCUGCCAUAGCGGUCCUGACAAAGGACGCUGGCAAAUUAACUCUGGGACAGCCACUGACUAUCCUAGCACCUCAUGCGGUGGAAGCUCUGGUUAAACAGCCUCCAGACCGCUGGCUCUCUAACGCUCGCAUGACUCACUAUCAAGCCAUGCUGCUGGACACCGACCGGGUCCAUUUCGGCCCAGCAGUUACCCUAAACCCGGCAACCCUGCUCCCCCUGCCGGAGGAGGCUGAGCAUCGAUGUCUCCAAAUCCUUGUGGAAAUGCACGGGACCAGACCGGACCUGACAGACCAGCCCCUCUGGGACGCCGACUUUACCUGGUAUACGGAUGGGAGCAGUUUUCUGAAAAACGGGGAAAGGAGAGCCGGAGCAGCGGUGACCACCGAGACGGAGGUAAUCUGGGCCAAGGCUCUCCCAUCAGGGACCUCGGCUCAGAGAGCAGAGCUCAUCACUCUGACCCAGACACUAAGGAUGGCAGAAGGUAAGAAGCUCAAUGUUUACACGGACAGCCGGUAUGCCUUUGCCACAGCCCACAUCCAUGGGGAAAUCUAUCGGAGACGGGGCUUGCUGACCUCAAAAGACAAAGAGAUUAAAAAUAAGUCCGAGAUCCUAGCCUUACUUAAGGCACUGUUUUUGCCUCAAAAACUGAGUAUUAUCCAUUGCCCUGGACAUCAGAAAGAAAACAGCCCAGAGACUCGAGGCAACCGGCUGGCAGAUACAACUGCCGGGGAGGUAACGCUCAGAGGAAUGUUAUCCUCCUCCCAAGCCUUUCCCGUAGCCCCAGGAAAAACCCAAUCGAUCCCAUGUUGCCCCCUCCCAUAUAGCAAGGAGGACAUAGACUUACUGAAAAAGCUGGGGGGCACCUAUCAUCCUGAGAGAGGGAGAUGGACAUACAAAAAUAAGCCCAUCAAGCCUAUAAAGGAGAUUUACACAAGCUGA